AUGGCCAAGAAGGGGCUCGUUGCUGCCCUCGAAAGCACAAAGAAAGCGGCGGAUCGGAAGGUUGCGUCCGUUGCGAAGAACAAAGCGCUGGCGGAUAACAAAAACGGCCAGCGAAAUGGUCAGAGUUGAGAAUUUCAGUGUGAUAUUUUGUUGGUUUAGCCAGAAAAUUCGUCCAAAGUCCUCCCUGUGACGACUCCUUCGGAUUUCUUGACACUCCACCGACGGAAAAAGUUUUUUUUUCCCCUUUCUAAUAUUCCCAGUUCAAGUUCUUGUAUAUCUUUUUUUGCGAUCAGCUGAAGGAGACUUGAUUUUUUCAACUCGCAAAAACCAAGCAACCAGAAUACUUCAAUCAAAAAGAACACUGUUUAUAUUAAAACUUUACCCGUCUUAACCUCGUGAAAACGAAGCACCAUGAAAAUGCCAGGUAAAGUAAUCUUCAAAACUUUUUAAAAGUUCCAAAUUUUUUUUCAAUGGUUUUUCAUGCGUAUCUUUGAGUUUGAAUUUUAUUUUUUUUAAAGCUUCGUAGAGCAAAAAGGCAAAAAAAGCUGUAUUAAUUUUAGCUCUCUUUAGCUUAUUCGAAUAAAAUUUUCGACUUCCAUUGAAUGUUUUUCAUCCGAGUUCGAAAUUUUCACUGAAGUUUUUUUUUGUUAAGUCAACGUUCCUAUUGAUACCAAGAACCCAGAACGUGAUAUUUGUCGUAGAAAAGUCUGAUAUUUGACUUGGAUAAAUUUUACGCCCGGCGUUUUGCUUAAAAACCCGCUAAGAUCGGGCCGAGUUGUGCUCAGAAAUGGCCGGCUGACUAUAUAUACCUUCAAGAACCUUCGAUAUGGCUCAGAUAGAGCUGAAGUGUCUACUGAAGGGGUCAAGAUGAUCAGAUUAUAGUAUGUAUCGCUUGUGUACCCAUUCAAUCAAUAAUGCAUGUAAUAUACAUCGACUAACUAGUUUCACGUCGAGUUCAAAGCUAUUUCCGUGAAAUCCUAAACUAUUUCCGACUCUCCAAAAUUUAGUUAUGUUUUUCACUGUCUGAUUGCUAUUUUGAAUUUGCGAAAUCAACACGGCAUGAAAAUUUGAAAAAAAAAACAAAUUUCGACCAGACCCAAUGUUGAAUAUAAUUAAUGAUUUGAGUAAAUAGUCUUAAUUUUCAUUUUUCAAGCUCACUAUUUUUUUAAGAAAUUAAAAAAAUUAUGUCGAAUAUUUUUGCUUUUUUUGGGCCGAAAGUUAUUCCUGACAUCGAAAUAAAGUGAGUAAAAAAAUUUCAUAAUACCUUUUUGAGCUUUUUAUGAAUGAAAAAUUGAAAAAAAUAGAGUUUUUCCGAUUUUCUGAUUUGGGUUGCAUUGGCUGAUGUAUAAAAUAAUCUUUGCUGAAAUUUGAAAUGAUUUUUUUACAGAAGGAAAUAGUUUAUAGCUUUUGCCGCAAAAAAAUUUGCAAAAAAAUUCACGCAAAAUUAUUUUUGUUAAAUUUUAAAAAAAUAUAAAGUUCGCACAAAGUUAGGACUGUGGACAGUGUUCUCAUUUUUUUAUAUCUCUAAAAAAAUAAAUAUUUACGGAGAUACUCAUUUUUCGAAAUCAAUGCCCAGUUCAACAGGGCAAUUUGAAAGUAAAUUUGCAGAAAAUUUCUAACCAAGCAGAAUUUAAACCAAUGUACUUAAAGGCGCAAAUAAAGCAAAAAUAACCCUGAAAUGGCUCUUCGACUUGAUUAUUUUCCUAAAUUCUUCUAUAUUUCUUCAGAAACCUUAUAACAAAAUUUCUUCCACUAAAAUUCUUCAAAUUUGUUCAGAAGCUUGAUGAAAAGGAUCCCUACGAUUUGGACGACUCUCUAUUAGACAACGUUUGUUUUAUUUAAAAUUUUCUUUAAAAAAACUUCUUUUCAGAGUAUCGAAACUGACGACAGCAGGCAGCUAGUAAUGAGAAAAGAUAGUUCAGAAGUUGAAGAGGUUGGAAAAAAGUUUCAAAGUCCAAAAAAUGAAAAAAAAAAUCUCUAGAUGGAAGAAGAAGACGAAGAGGUAGAUGAUCAGAGCGAUUUUCUGUGUAAAUUGCACAAGUUGUCCAUUUGAAAAAAAAUAAUUUUUCAGCUUUUUUGGACAAAACCAAUCCGGUUACAGCGGUAAAAAGGAAAUCUGAACAGGUUUUCUUCUUCUUUUUUUUUUAAACUCACUUUCCAAUAUGUUUCUUCGCUUUGCAUUGAGAUAUGGUGGAUAUUGCAUGUUUUUUCGAUUUUCUAAGGGGGUCAGUUUGAAAAGUCGAGCGAAAAAAUUGCGAUUUUGGGCAAUAUCGUGAACAAAAUUUAAAAAAAGAAGUUUUUAUGCUCGAAAAAAAAAAUUUGAAAUUGAGUUUAAUUAUCAUUUUUUAAAUCUUUGUUUUUCUAUCGAGCCGCUUUCUGAAGCCCUUACUUGAACAUUAGAAAUCUAGAAAGUUUGAAAAUUUGGCCAUUAUAAAACCAAUUGAUUUGAGUUCUCUCAACUCGUUUUCCCAUUCAGAAAGACCUGGAAUCUAGUUUUUUGACGACGAAAAAAGUUCGAAGCCAAGAGUUGGAACAAUCUUUUGCCGAUUUACCGAAAGGUGGUGAUUAUUUAAAGAUUUCCACAAGUUCCAAUUGUUCCAGAGAUUUUCCCAACAAGGAAGGAUACAUCGGACGGAAAUCGAAAUGAACCAUUAUCACCAAUUAUCGAUUCUACUGCGAGUGAUGAAGAAGAGGGAGUCGAAGCGGAGGUUUCGAAAUAAAUCUUUCCCUGAUUUUUUUAAUUUUCUUUGGUGAUAAAUUUUUUUCAAAAAAAUCGCUUUUUCUGGUUAAAACCAACAAUUUUUUUGUUUCAAAUAAAAAAAUUUUAAUAAGGACUUCGCUAGGUUUGUAAAAUCAGCCGAAUGUAGAGAAUUGAAGAUUUUUUUCUUUUUUUGUUUUUCUAUUUAUUUGGAUUGUUUAUUUCCAAAAAAAGUGUGAAAUUCUAUUAAAAAAAGAGUUUUUCAUCGUUUGUGAGAACAGUUAUGAACGGAAAAAGCGGGUAUUUUGCUACAAUUAUUAGAAAUUGGCCAGAUUGGCCUUUUCUAAUAAUUGUAGCACCUCUUCAUCAUUUCUUGCAUUUUCAGCUUUUUUCUCCUUGAUAACUUGAUUAAUCAUCAUCAAUUCAUAGAACAACCAAGAUGAUACGAAACCGACCAGCUUCAGCGAUAAUUCACUGAAUUCGAGUGGUAAUUCUGAAGGCAAUCGGACCAACGAAACGGAGGAAAUCAGAAAAAGCGAGUGGAAGGGAGAACUUUUGGUUUUCUAAUUGAAAAUACGCAUGUAGAAUGUUCUAACCCUGCAAGGAAUGAGGGUUUUAUUAACUAGUUUUCAAAAUUUGAAGCAUUUUAUCAAAUUUGUGCUCGUUUUUAUGUGGAAAAGUUUCAUUUUGAAAAAUUUCGGCAGUGGAAUUUGAAGCCUAAAUUUUCCUGUGUAAAUUCCAUAUCUCUUUGAUAAUUUUUUUUUUUCUUUCUUUGCUAGCUCAAUUAAUUUAUACUAAUAAAAUUAAAUGCUUCAUUCCCCUUAUUUCUUUGAAAAAAAAUCAGGAGGGGGAAAGUUAAAAUAAUCAUUUUUCUUGAGUCUUUCUGUUUGAAAUGCUGACAUGAAUGUAUAUUUUUAAUUUUGCACACUAGUUAUUCUUCUUCGAAUUGAUGAAACCUCAUCUUUUUUGGGGAAAAAUCAGGGUUAUAGUUUUUGAGUCUUAAAAUUUCAAUAUUAGUGCUACCGCGCCACAUCUAAAAAAAAAGAGGUUGAUAUUCUGUCCUGAAAAAAGACUCGAAAGAAAAUAGUUCGGAGGAUCAAUAAGAACUGAGCCGUUAAGUUCCAUCAAAAGAUUAUCCCUUAAAAUUCACCAAAAAAGUUGCACAACGAGCGAAAAGUUCUGAAAAACAUCGAGAUAUAAUAAUUUUUUGAAUAUUUAAGUUUCAGUCCCUGUUCCACCACCGCCAAUAAAAGAAGAAGUCGACACUCUGUCCUGGAACGAGCAGAUCCCCACGGACACGAUAAUGGAAAGUUUCUCCAACGACGUCUGCGUCGAGUACCCCUUCAUCUUGCCUUCGCGCGAGUUCGAGUCACUCAGGGCGAAAAUCGAGGCGAAGUUCGAGGUGAAACAAGAAGUCGACGCCUCGCCGUCGACUUGUUUCCUCUCAGAUCCCGCCGCCGUCCUCCAGGUUUGUCUGAGCUCCAUUCAAACCUCAUUGGCAUAAUUUCUGGAAACCCGGAAAAACUAGUUCGACGAUAUAAUGGAUGAAAGAGAAACGGAAUUCUCAUUCUUUGAGCGGUUUUAAAAAUACUUCGAAAGGAAGAUUUUUAUAUUUUUCUUUUCCAACAGCUUUCAGAUUUUUGAGAGUAAUCUCACAUGUUAUUUCAGCGGCCUAAACUUUUUCUGUUUGCUCAAAAUGCUUUACAGCGGCCUUCUGCCCUUCCCGGACCACUUGUUUCGGAUAUUUGCUGGUCGUUUUGCAGCCAACGCGAGUCGGAUAACUUGUGUCAAAAGGAGCUCGCCUUUGAUGUUGGUUUGACCGAAAAGUAGAUCACAUAAGGUUUAGAAAAAAAUGAUUGAAAAAAAGUUCUCAUUUCGAGAAAAAGCUAGAACUAUUUGAGGGACUAAAAUCAGAGCAAGAAUAUUUUCAGUCUUCGACUGUUCUGAAUAGCUUGAAAAUGAUCUGAAAUUAUUUCUGAAACAGUGGAAAAAUGCCUCUAAAAAUGCGGAUUAAACGGAAAACAUCAGUGAAGUGGCUUUAAAAUAGUUCAAAUCAUCUCAAAAAUGACGCAGAAGAAUUUUAAAAAAGUACUGACUAGUUAUUGCAACUGGCUUUGAUUUUUAAAAAAUGAACGUUUUUCGGUUCAAGAUAUUCCACACGCUGCGGAAAGGCGACGACCAAGGCCGAAUCAAGGUGCCUCUACUUUUGGCUCGAAAAGUCGACGAGGUGGAAGAAAUCGCGUCGGAGUUGAACGUCGACAAGAGCUUCGUGAUGAAGUCGUGCAGGUUGGGGGCCGACGGGUUGGUCGACGUCGUGGAGACGACGCGACGACGUCUUUCAGCGAGGCCGACCGCCGCGCGGCCGUCCUCCAGCUGCUGGGCCGACGAGAGAGGUUCUCGCUGAGUCUGGAGACGCUGCAUCUCGGCGUCGCCCUCCUGGACAAAAGCUUCAACGUGUUCGUCGUCGACCGAGUCGCUCUCAACGACUUGGCCCUCAUCAGCAUGGUCAUCGCGAGGUAAUCGGGUUCACAGUGAUGAGUUUGAAAGCUGGAACUGUCCUGGAGAUGACAAUUAGACUAGAAGAAAUAUUGAAAAGACAAAAAAACGGAAAUCAAUGGUCAGAAUUGAUAGGUUUGGCCUUUUUUUUAGCGAUUUUCAAACAGAGGUUUUUUUCCCCUUUUUUUUUAACUCGCACGGGAGGGUUGCACAUUUUGAUAUGUUUCUCGUUUCAUAUCAAGAAAAUAAGUUCAUUAUGAUUAAUUACCUUUGAAAGUGGGAAAUUUUGCUAUUUUCAUUGAAUAAAAAAUGAUUACAAGAGCUUGACCAAGGCUAUUGCUUUCAAAUUGGCGCCGAAAACGCAUCGCGACCUCUUUGCAAACACACUCUAAAUGUCGCACUUUGUCGUUUAAAGCUGGGGAAAGUGGACUAUGUCUGAACGAUGAAAUUCAAGCGUUCAUUUUUAACUUUCUUAGAAAUAUUUUUUUCAAAAGUUUUAUGACCCGAUCUCGUGAGCCUACAUUUCCCCUACAUUUAUUCCGUCAAUUUAGUACUUCUCGAGUUGAUUGAUGUAACGGGAGUUUUUUAAAUUUUGAAUUUCAUUCUGAGAGGUUUCAAUCUUAAAUACCAAGAUAGAAAAUUUCAAUUUCAGUAAGUUGAUGGAAUACAACGCCUUGAAGCUGUCGGACUUGAUUUCGACCCGAUUGGUCGAGAACAAGACUGUCAAGGAGGUUUUCGAAGGAUAAUUCCUAGGAUUGUAUGGUCUUUAUAGCUGGGCUUCUUGGAAAAGAGGAUCCUGAAAGAGCUGGAUUAUCGAUUGGAAGUGCCCACGUCGUUCACUUUCUCUAACUUCCUUAUGUUGGCAUUGAAAGUCACCGAGGAGCAGAUUUGCCUGACGCAUGUCAGUUUGUGAUUUUUCGAUGAAAACUCAAGAUUUUUUGUUCCGAAGGAAUUUUCAAAAAAAUUUGAAAAAUAACGUUUUUCGGAUAAAAAUGGUUCGCUUUUUGGUGGGAUGAGUUUUCUUGAAAACAUGAAUUUCGAUAUUUUUCCAAGUCUUCAAAACGCCAGUUUUGUAUUUUGAUUUCAAGGGAAAAUUUUAUUUUUUUUCACGAUCAAAUUUUAUUCUAGCAUUGUGUCGUUAUUUUUCUCAAUAGGUUUCUGAAUUUCCAAAAAAUAAAGUUACAUUCGCACCUCUAAUGCAAUUGAUGAGCUAAAAAAAUUAAGAACUUCUUUAUUUUUUUUUUGUUUUCCAUUUUUUCUUCUUUAAUGGGCAACUACGGAAUCAUGAUUUUCAGUACUUACUUGAAUUGGCCCUCUUAUCACUGGAUUUCCGGUACUUUCCAUCGGCCCAAGUGUCCCAUGCGGCCGUCUGUCUGGCCUCGGCGAUACUUCCCAAAAAGGUGUGGUUUUUGAUCAAUCAAUAUCAAUCAAUAUUGUUUUCGUUUCAGUCAAUCAAUUGCGUCAAAAACUUUACGACAAAAAAAACUUUUUUGAUGUUGCGAUUUUGAAUAUUUGUAAGUUACUGGUAGAAUUCCAGCUUCUAGACAAAAAUGCGGCUCAGAAAAUUUCAGAACGAUUGAUUCAACAAAUGUAUCAUCAAAGCAUUUUAACGUGGAUUUUAACGAAGAGGGAACAUUUUCAGGAGUUCCCCUCGGCGGUUCUAGCUUUGUGCUACGCGGAACGACGCUUGAAAGAUUUCAGCCGGAUCGAUGGCGAAUCGACGAGGAAUAUCAUGAGAUCGCUCGUGGUACAGUACGAUUUGGUGCGUGAAAAUCUAAUAAAAGUCUAAAUUUCAAAAAAAAAAUUGAAACAGAUGCUCCAUUUCCCUUCAUUCCUCCCGUCAAUUAGUACUCGUGUGUGAGAAAUGAAACAUUUUGAUUGAAAUGAGAAAAUAUUCAAGCUUUAUAGAAAAUUGUAUUGAAUAUACAAAUUUCUUGUCCUAACACUAUGGAGGGGUUCCUUUUGAUAGUCUGUUAUGCAAAAUUUUCAACUUAUGACGCGUGAAGAUUGAUUUGAAGGAAAAGAAAAUCAAAACUCGAACUUUUAUAGAAACUGUUAUUGUAAAAACCAUGUAAUUUCGCAGUUUGGAACUUAUCGGACGUGACUUCUCAUUGUUUUAGGGCCUCUAUAAGCUCAUUACUUUGUUUCGGGGAAAAUAAGCUUCAAUUUGAUGAAAAUGGAAUAUAAGUCAAGCUUUCAGUUAAAAGCUCUUGUAAGGACCAAUUGAAAUAUUUUUUUCUACAUUUGAUGAGUUUUGACUACACGAUAAAUCUGUUAUGUGCAGUUCCGAAAAAAAAAAAUUAAAUCUGAAUUAAUUGAGGCAGUUUCAGGCGAUCAAAGAACGGCACGAGAGCUUCAGAGAGUACACUAAAUCAGAGCGCAAAAACGUCGCAAACGCUGAAAUUCCGAAGGAAUUGAGGAAACUUAUCCUGGGUAAUCAAUAGAUGGUUUUUUUUUCAGUGAAUUUUUCGAUCCCUUUCUCGAUUUUUUGGGAAACAAAAAGAGAAAAAUCGAAAAUUUUGGUGGGGUUUCCUUGAAUAAUAUAGAAAGACUAUGCGAUUUCUCUCGAGUUUUUUAACUUUUUUGAACUGAACUUUUUAUUUAAAUGUUCAAUCAAAUGACUUUUUCAGAUACGAAGUGA
This is a messenger RNA of Caenorhabditis auriculariae, 7835 nucleotides long. The record is from the annotation of a GenBank genome assembly. NCBI's taxonomy places the organism in Eukaryota, Metazoa, Nematoda, Chromadorea, Rhabditida, Rhabditidae.